Molecule: messenger RNA, 1745 nt
Organism: Strongylocentrotus purpuratus (purple sea urchin)
Lineage: Eukaryota; Metazoa; Echinodermata; Echinoidea; Camarodonta; Strongylocentrotidae
Product: sn1-specific diacylglycerol lipase beta
Biological process (GO): lipid metabolic process
Source: RefSeq, a predicted model, not a curated record
AUGCCUUCACAUGCUGUGCCUGCCUGCCUGGCCAAGGGUGUAGAUGUAGUCCUAUCGGACAUCGUAGCCGGUCUGAUCCUGGUCCAGGUUGAGCAGCAGAGACAGAUCAGGGAUCAGAUCCCCAUGACAGCCUCCUGCAAAGAUCCUGGACCCGAUGUAGCCCUGCCCACGGAACCGGUGGAGAGGAGAUUGGAAACCAUGUGGUACUACUUCCGAUACUCGAUGGCCUCCAACGGCUGGCCCGUCCUAGUCGCUGCAGAUCUCAAGUGCUGGCUGUGUAAGCUGUGCUGUGCUGGCAGGUGCUGUGCCUGUAUUAGACCCUCUGAGCGCAUCAUAGGUGAUAACUGCUGUCAGUGUAACACCACAGCCAUAAGAUUUAGCAGGGCAGACGAGGAGGAUCUGCUCUAUGUCACCUUCAAAAAUAAGAUUUUCCAGAGUCCAUUCUUCGUUGCCCUGGAUCAUACACAUAAGUCAGUGGUCAUCGCAAUCAGAGGGACUCUUUCAUUCAAGGACAUGUUGACCGAUGUCUCUGCAGAUGCUGAGAGGUUGGACAUAGAGGGCCAUGAGAUCUAUGCCCAUAGAGGGAUCGCCAACAACUCCAAGUACAUCCUGAACAAACUAAAGGAGCUCAAUCUACUUGAAGAUGCAUUCCAAAGACAUCCAGAAUACAAGUUAGUUAUAUCAGGUCAUAGCCUUGGAGCCGGGGUGGCGGCCAUCUUGUCCAUCCUUCUCCGAGAGCAGUACCCAGAGAUCAAAGCAUAUGCCUUCGCACCCCCUGGUGGCCUUAUCAAUGCUGAAGGAGUAUUAUACUCUCAGAGUUUUGUUACUGCAGUUGUCCUAGGAGAAGAUAUAGUUCCAAGGAUGAGUAUGUGUACUAUUGAGCAGCUCAGGGAUUCAUUAAUUGAAGUCAUUAAGAGAUGUCCAGUGCCUAAGUACCGAGUCAUCUUGCGUGGUCUUUGGUACACUUGUAAAGGUCUUCCAGAGAAUCUCCCAUUAUCCUACAACGAUCUGGAUCACGAGGAUGGGCUGUGCUGUAACCCCCGGGAGCCCCUCCUGCCUGCCAGCCCUAGAGGGGCAGAGCAGAGACUCCUGGCCACUCCUACAGAGGAAGGGCAUGGCAGUAGAGAAGGAAAUGGUGGGAUCCAUAGUGCUGUAUCCAUUGAAGUGGAUGUUGCUGCUGACGAGCGUGGUGCAUCGUCUAACGGCAGACACUCCAGUGUCACAGGUGGUAAGGAGUUCAUGGCCCUCUAUCCACCGGGUCAGAUGAUCUGGAUCACUCGGAGGGAGAUGCAUUCUGGUGGUUGCUGUGGAUCAAAGGACGAAUACCGCGCUCGCUGGGUGACCCAUCGUCAGUUUGACCACAUCGGGGUCCGGCCUGGCAUGAUCAAGGACCAUCUACCAAUAGACAUCAAAGACGCCUUUGCUUGGUUGGUGGACCAGGUCAAGAACGGUCAUGUUGUCCAUCCGGAUGUAUCAUGAUAAAUGGAAGGAGACCAGAAAUAGUCGGCCAACCCAGAUUUUUAUGAACAAGACAUACCGUAGGCUAGUAUUUUCAUCAGCUAUAACUGACUUCAAGACCUGAGAUCUGUUUCAUACAACUUGAUAUUAAUAAUGAGAUGCGAAGAUUGUUACUGAAACCCUCUCAUUUAAAGGGAUAGUUGAGUUCUUUUUUCAGACCGCAAAUGCCUUGAAAGUGCAUGGUUAUUGCUCUUAUUCUUAUCUAUGACAUUUAUAGUGCCCUUUUA